CGCCCGCCCGCCACCCGCCACCCGCCAGCCCAGGUGCCCGCCCGCCCGUCAGCGCGUCCGUCCGCGCGCGCGUCCCUCUGUCCGGGAGUCCGCAGAUCGCGCCCCAGAGCGCGCACCGCCGAGAGCUGGGAGGCCAGGGCGCAGCGCGGAGCUCCGGCUCCUGAGAUCGCCGGACGGGGCCCGGGCCGCGGUGGCCAGGGGUCGGGGCCACCACCGCCCGGCCUAGGCUCCGUAUCUGCAGCGGCAGAGGCCGCGCGCCCUUCGCGGGGCUGUCUCCAGGGUCCUCCCGGGCGGGGGCUGCAGCCGGCGGGCCGCGGGCGUGGAAGAGAAGGACGCGCGGCCCCCAGCGCCUCUCGGGUGGCCGCCUCGGAGCAUGACCCCCGCGGGCGGGCGCCGCGCGCUCUGAUCCGCGGGGACCCCGCGCUCCCACAGCCAUGCGCGCCGGGGGCCGGUGGGGGGCGGCGGCCGCGCCGCUGCUGGUGGCCGUGGCCGCGCUGCUGGUGGGCGCCGCGGGCCACCUGUACCCCGGAGAGGUGUGUCCCGGCAUGGAUAUCCGGAACAACCUCACCAGGCUGCACGAGCUGGAGAACUGCUCCGUCAUCGAAGGACAUUUGCAGAUACUCUUGAUGUUCAAGACGAGGCCCGAAGAUUUCCGAGACCUCAGUUUCCCCAAACUCAUCAUGAUCACUGAUUACUUGCUGCUCUUCCGGGUCUACGGGCUGGAGAGCCUGAAGGACCUAUUCCCCAACCUCACGGUUAUCCGGGGCUCACGCCUCUUCUUCAACUACGCGCUGGUCAUCUUCGAGAUGGUUCACCUGAAAGAGCUCGGUCUGUACAACCUGAUGAACAUAACCCGGGGUUCCGUCCGCAUCGAGAAAAACAACGAGCUCUGCUACUUGGCCACGAUCGACUGGUCCCGUAUCCUGGAUUCGGUGGAGGAUAAUUACAUCGUGUUGAACAAAGAUGACAACGAGGAGUGUGGGGACAUCUGUCCGGGGACUGCCAAGGGCAAGACCAACUGCCCCGCCACCGUCAUCAAUGGGCAGUUUGUGGAACGGUGUUGGACCCACAGUCAUUGCCAGAAAGUUUGCCCAACCAUCUGUAAGUCACACGGCUGCACCGCCGAAGGCCUUUGCUGUCACAGCGAGUGCCUGGGCAACUGUUCCGAGCCCGACGACCCCACCAAGUGUGUGGCCUGCCGCAACUUCUACCUGGAUGGCAGGUGCGUGGAGACCUGCCCGCCCCCGUACUACCACUUCCAGGACUGGCGCUGUGUGAACUUCAGCUUCUGCCAGGACCUGCACAACAAAUGCAAGAACUCGCGGAGGCAGGGCUGCCACCAGUAUGUCAUUCACAACAACAAGUGCAUUCCGGAGUGUCCCUCUGGCUACACGAUGAAUUCCAGCAACUUGGUGUGCACACCAUGCCUGGGCCCCUGUCCCAAGGUCUGCCACAUUCUCGAAGGCGAGAAGACCAUCGACUCGGUGACAUCUGCCCAGGAGCUCCGAGGAUGCACCGUCGUCAACGGGAGUCUUAUCAUCAACAUCCGAGGGGGCAACAACCUAGCAGCUGAACUGGAAGCCAACCUCGGCCUCAUUGAGGAAAUUUCAGGGUAUCUAAAAAUCCGUCGAUCCUACGCGCUGGUGUCACUUUCCUUCUUCCGGAAGUUACGUCUGAUUCGAGGAGAGACCUUGGAAAUGGGGAGCUACUCCUUCUACGCUUUGGACAACCAGAACUUAAGGCAGCUCUGGGACUGGAGCAAACACAACCUCACCAUCACUCAGGGCAAACUCUUCUUCCACUAUAAUCCCAAACUCUGUUUGUCAGAAAUUCACAAGAUGGAAGAAGUCUCAGGAACCAAGGGGCGCCAGGAGAGGAAUGACAUCGCCCUGAAGACCAACGGGGACCAGGCGUCCUGUGAAAAUGAAUUACUUAAAUUUUCUUACAUUCGGACAUCUUUUGACAAGAUCUUGCUGAAAUGGGAGCCGUACUGGCCCCCCGACUUCCGAGACCUCUUGGGCUUCAUGCUGUUCUACAAAGAGGCCCCUUAUCAGAAUGUGACAGAGUUCGACGGGCAGGAUGCGUGUGGCUCCAACAGCUGGACGGUGGUGGACGUUGAUCCGCCCCUGAGGUCCAAUGACCCUAAGUUGCAGAACCACCCUGGGUGGCUGAUGCGUGGUCUCAAGCCCUGGACUCAGUAUGCCAUCUUUGUCAAGACCUUGGUCACCUUCUCGGAUGAACGCCGGACCUACGGGGCCAAGAGUGACAUCAUUUAUGUCCAGACAAAUGCCACCAACCCAUCCGUCCCCCUGGACCCGAUCUCGGUUUCUAAUUCCUCGUCCCAGAUUCUUCUGAAGUGGAAGCCCCCCUCCGACCCCAACGGCAACAUCACGCACUACCUGGUUUUCUGGGAGAGGCAGGCAGAAGACAGUGAGCUGUUCGAGUUGGAUUAUUGCCUCAAAGGGCUGAAGCUGCCCUCGCGGACGUGGUCUCCCCCGUUCGAGUCCGACGACUCCCAGAAACACAACCAGAGUGGGUACGAGGACUCGGCCGGCGAGUGCUGCGCCUGCCCGAAGACGGACUCGCAGAUCCUGAAGGAGCUGGAGGAGUCCUCGUUCAGGAAGACGUUCGAGGACUACCUGCACAACGUGGUUUUCGUGCCCAGAAAAACCUCUCCAGGCACUGGUGCUGAGGAUGCUAGGCCAUCUCGGAAACGCAGGUCACUUGGCGACGUCGGGAACGUGACGGUGGCCGCCGUGCCCACCGUCCCCAGUUUCCCCAACAUCUCCUCAACCACCGCGCCCACGAGCCCAGAGGAGCACCGGCCCUUCGAGAAAGUGGUGAACAAGGAGUCACUGGUCAUCUCCGGCCUGCGGCACUUCACGGGCUAUCGCAUCGAGCUGCAAGCUUGCAACCAAGAUGCCCCCGAGGAACGGUGUAGCGUGGCAGCCUAUGUCAGCGCCAGGACCAUGCCUGAAGCCAAGGCUGAUGACAUCGUAGGCCCUGUGACCCAUGAAAUCUUCGAGAACAACGUCGUUCACUUGAUGUGGCAGGAGCCGAAGGAACCCAACGGUCUCAUCGUGCUGUACGAAGUGAGUUAUCGGCGAUACGGCGAUGAGCUGGGACCGCUGUACGCGUCUUCAAACCCUGAGUACCUCAGUGCCAGCGAUGUGUUUCCGUGUUCUGUGUACGUGCCGGACGAGUGGGAGGUGCCUCGGGAGAAGAUCACCCUCCUCCGAGAGCUGGGGCAGGGCUCCUUCGGCAUGGUGUACGAGGGCAACGCCAGGGACAUCGUCAAGGGCGAGGCGGAGACCCGCGUGGCGGUGAAGACCGUCAACGAGUCGUCCAGCCUCCGGGAGCGGAUCGAGUUCCUCAACGAGGCUUCGGUUAUGAAGGGUUUCACGUGCCACCACGUGGUCCGCCUCCUGGGGGUGGUGUCCAAGGGCCAGCCAACGCUGGUGGUGAUGGAGCUGAUGGCUCAUGGAGACCUGAAGAGCUACCUCCGCUCUCUGCGGCCGGAGGCUGAGAAUAACCCGGGUCGCCCUCCGCCUACCCUGCAAGAGAUGAUUCAGAUGGCUGCGGAGAUCGCUGACGGGAUGGCGUACCUCAACGCCAAGAAGUUUGUGCACCGGGACCUCGCAGCUAGAAACUGCAUGGUCGCUCACGAUUUCACCGUCAAAAUCGGAGGUUUGUCUGGCUUUCUGCUUUGAAACGUAUGACCGAGUUCCAAUUUGAUUUCGGAAA
This is a messenger RNA of Propithecus coquereli (Coquerel's sifaka), 3744 nucleotides long. It is a transcript of the gene INSR, whose product is annotated as insulin receptor. Gene Ontology annotation, biological process: protein phosphorylation; positive regulation of kinase activity; glucose homeostasis. The transcript is spliced from 17 exons. Bases 435 to 3710 code for a protein of 1091 amino acids. The record is from RefSeq and is a predicted model, not a curated record. NCBI's taxonomy places the organism in Eukaryota, Metazoa, Chordata, Mammalia, Primates, Indriidae. Gene Ontology annotation, cellular component: axon; insulin receptor complex. Gene Ontology annotation, molecular function: insulin receptor activity; insulin receptor substrate binding; ATP binding.